Messenger RNA from Salvelinus fontinalis (brook trout), 5673 nucleotides. Its product is annotated as iron-sulfur cluster assembly 1 homolog, mitochondrial-like. Gene Ontology annotation, cellular component: cytoplasm; mitochondrion. Gene Ontology annotation, molecular function: 2 iron, 2 sulfur cluster binding. The record is from RefSeq and is a predicted model, not a curated record. Bases 83 to 358 code for a protein of 91 amino acids. Gene Ontology annotation, biological process: iron-sulfur cluster assembly. Lineage: Eukaryota; Metazoa; Chordata; Actinopteri; Salmoniformes; Salmonidae. The transcript has 4 exons.
CGCACGCAUGCGCAGACGGGUGUGUUUUCAUGUUAGCAAACGGGGCUACAUUUAAUGUUUAAUUUUCUGGAGACUGCUGAACAUGUCUGCCUCUAUGGUGGCGAGAGCGACGGUCAGAGCUGUCAGUAAAAGAAAGAUAUUAGCUACAAGAGCCGCGUUAACUCUGACUCCUCCUGCUGUGAAUAGGAUCCGGACCCUACUGGAGAACAAGCCAGAAUACAUUGGUCUGAAGGUGGGUGUGAGGACGCGGGGCUGUAACGGAAUGACCUACACUCUGGACUUCACCAAGCAGAAGGAUCCGGCUGAUGAGGAGGUGCUGCAGGACGUGGACUGGAACCACCGGUCCUUGGUCUGGUAGUGGACUGGAACCACCGGUCCUUGGUCUGGUAGUGGACUGGAACCACCGGUCCUUGGUCUGGUAGUGGACUGGAACCACCGGUCUUGGUCUGGUAGUGGACUGGAACCACCGGUCCUUGGUCUGGUAGUGGACUGGAACCACCGGUCCUUGGUCUGGUAGUGGACUGGAACCACCGGUCCUUGGUCUGGUAGUGGACUGGAACCACCGGUCCUUGGUCUGGUAGUGGACUGGAACCACCGGUCCUUGGUCUGGUAGUGGACUGGAACCACCGGUCCUUGGUCUGGUAGUGGACUGGAACCACCGGUCCUUGGUCUGGUAGUGGACUGGAACCACCGGUCCUUGGUCUGGUAGUGGACUGGAACCACCGGUCCUUGGUCUGGUAGUGGACUGGAACCACCGGUCCUUGGUCUGGUAGUGGACUGGAACCACCGGUCCUUGGUCUGGUCGUGGACUGGAACCACCGGUCCUUAGUCUGGUUGUGGACUGGAACCACCGGUCCUUGGUCUGGUAGUGGACUGGAACCACCGGUCCUUGGUCUGGUUGUGGACUGGAACCACCGGUCCUUGGUCUGGUAGUGGACUGGAACCAACAAUAGUAAUGAACCAAUACAGGAGGGUUUCACCAGUCCCUAAUGAUAAUGAACCAAUACAGGAGGGUUUCACCAGUCCCUAAUGAUAAUGAACCAAUACAGGAGGGUUUCACCAGUCCCUAAUGAUAAUGAACCAAUACAGGAGGGUUUCACCAGUCCCUAAUGAUAAUGAACCAAUACAGGAGGGUUUCACCAGUCCCUAAUGAUAAUGAACCACUCAAGAGGGUUUCACCAGUCCCUAAUGAUAAUGAACCAAUACAGGAGGGUUUCACCAGUCCCUAAUGAUAAUGAACCAAUACAACAGGUUUCACCAGUCCCUAAUGAUAAUGAACCAAUACAGGAGGGUUUCACCAGUCCCUAAUGAUAAUGAACCAAUACAGGAGGGUUUCACCAGUCCCUAAUGAUAAUGAACCAAUACAGGAGGGUUUCACCAGUCCCUAAUGAUAAUGAACCAAUACAGGAGGGUUUUACCAGUCCCUAAUGAUAAUGAACCAAUACAGGAGGAUUUCACCAGUCCCUAAUGAUGAUGAACCAAUACAGGAGGGUUUCACCAGUCCCUAAUGAUAAGGAACCAAUACAGGAGGGUUUCACCAGUCCCUAAUGAUAAGGAACCAAUACAGGAGGGUUUCACCAGUCCCUAAUGAUAAGGAACCAAUACAGGAGGGUUUCACCAGUCCCUAAUGAUAAGGAACCAAUACAGGAGGGUUUCACCAGUCCCUAAUGAUAAGGAACCAAUACAGGAGGGUUUCACCAGUCCCUAAUGAUAAGGAACCAAUACAGGAGGGUUUUACCAGUCCCUAAUGAUAAUGAACCAAUACAGGAGGGUUUUACCAGUCCCUAAUGAUAAUGAACCAAUACAGGAGGGUUUUACCAGUCCCUAAUGAUAAGGAACCAAUACAGGAGGGUUUCACCAGUCCCUAAUGAUAAUGAACCAAUACAAGAGGGUUUCACCAGUCCCUAAUGAUAAUGAACCAAUACAGGAGGGUUUCACCAGUCCCUAAUGAUAAUGAACCACUCAAGAGGGUUUCACCAGUCCCUAAUGAUAAUGAACCAAUACAGGAGGGUUUCACCAGUCCCUAAUGAUAAUGAACCAAUACAGGAGGGUUUCACCAGUCCCUAAUGAUAAGGAACCAAUACAGGAGGGUUUUACCAGUCCCUAAUGAUAAUGAACCAAUACAGGAGGGUUUUACCAGUCCCUAAUGAUAAUGAACCAAUACAGGAGGGUUUUACCAGUCCCUAAUGAUAAGGAACCAAUACAGGAGGGUUUCACCAGUCCCUAAUGAUAAUGAACCAAUACAAGAGGGUUUCACCAGUCCCUAAUGAUAAUGAACCAAUACAGGAGGGUUUCACCAGUCCCUAAUGAUAAUGAACCAAUACAGGAGGGUUUCACCAGUCCCUAAUGAUAAUGAACCACUCAAGAGGGUUUCACCAGUCCCUAAUGAUAAUGAACCAAUACAGGAGGGUUUCACCAGUCCCUAAUGAUAAUGAACCAAUACAACAGGUUUCACCAGUCCCUAAUGAUAAUGAACCAAUACAACAGGUUUCACCAGUCCCUAAUGAUAAUGAACCAAUACAACAGGUUUCACCAGUCCCUAAUGAUAAUGAACCAAUACAGGAGGGUUUCACCAGUCCCUAAUGAUAAUGAACCAAUACAGGAGGGUUUCACCAGUCCCUAAUGAUAAUGAACCAAUACAGGAGGGUUUCACCAGUCCCUAAUGAUAAUGAACCAAUACAGGAGGGUUUCACCAGUCCCUAAUGAUAAUGAACCAAUACAGGAGGGUUUCACCAGUCCCUAAUGAUAAUGAACCAAUACAGGAGGAUUUCACCAGUCCCUAAUGAUAAUGAACCAAUACAGGAGGGUUUCACCAGUCCCUAAUGAUAAUGAACCAAUACAGGAGGGUUUCACCAGUCCCUAAUGAUAAUGAACCAAUACAGGAGGGUUUCACCAGUCCCUAAUGAUAAUGAACCACUCAAGAGGGUUUCACCAGUCCCUAAUGAUAAUGAACCAAUACAGGAGGGUUUCACCAGUCCCUAAUGAUAAUGAACCAAUACAACAGGUUUCACCAGUCCCUAAUGAUAAUGAACCAAUAGAGGAGGGUUUCACCAGUCCCUAAUGAUAAUGAACCAAUACAGGAGGGUUUCACCAGUCCCUAAUGAUAAUGAACCAAUACAGGAGGGUUUCACCAGUCCCUAAUGAUAAUGAACCAAUACAGGAGGGUUUCACCAGUCCCUAAUGAUAAUGAACCAAUACAGGAGGGUUUCACCAGUCCCUAAUGAUAAUGAACCAAUACAACAGGUUUCACCAGUCCCUAAUGAUAAUGAACCAAUACAGGAGGGUUUCACCAGUCCCUAAUGAUAAUGAACCAAUACAGGAGGGUUUCACCAGUCCCUAAUGAUAAUGAACCAAUACAACAGGUUUCACCAGUCCCUAAUGAUAAUGAACCAAUAGAGGAGGGUUUCACCAGUCCCUAAUGAUAAUGAACCAAUACAACAGGUUUCACCAGUCCCUAAUGAUAAGGAACCAAUACAGGAGGGUUUUACCAGUCCCUAAUGAUAAUGAACCAAUACAGGAGGGUUUUACCAGUCCCUAAUGAUAAUGAACCAAUACAGGAGGGUUUUACCAGUCCCUAAUGAUAAGGAACCAAUACAGGAGGGUUUCACCAGUCCCUAAUGAUAAUGAACCAAUACAAGAGGGUUUCACCAGUCCCUAAUGAUAAUGAACCAAUACAGGAGGGUUUCACCAGUCCCUAAUGAUAAUGAACCACUCAAGAGGGUUUCACCAGUCCCUAAUGAUAAUGAACCAAUACAGGAGGGUUUCACCAGUCCCUAAUGAUAAUGAACCAAUACAGGAGGGUUUCACCAGUCCCUAAUGAUAAGGAACCAAUACAGGAGGGUUUCACCAGUCCCUAAUGAUAAUGAACCAAUAGAGGGUUUCACCAGUCCCUAAUGAUAAUGAACCAAUACAACAGGUUUCACCAGUCCCUAAUGAUAAUGAACCAAUACAACAGGUUUCACCAGUCCCUAAUGAUAAUGAACCAAUACAACAGGUUUCACCAGUCCCUAAUGAUAAUGAACCAAUACAACAGGUUUCACCAGUCCCUAAUGAUAAUGAACCAAUACAACAGGUUUCACCAGUCCCUAAUGAUAAUGAACCAAUACAGGAGGGUUUCACCAGUCCCUAAUGAUAAUGAACCAAUACAGGAGGGUUUCACCAGUCCCUAAUGAUAAUGAACCAAUACAGGAGGGUUUCACCAGUCCCUAAUGAUAAUGAACCAAUACAGGAGGGUUUCACCAGUCCCUAAUGAUAAUGAACCAAUACAGGAGGGUUUCACCAGUCCCUAAUGAUAAUGAACCAAUACAGGAGGGUUUCACCAGUCCCUAAUGAUAAUGAACCAAUACAGGAGGGUUUCACCAGUCCCUAAUGAUAAUGAACCAAUACAGGAGGAUUUCACCAGUCCCUAAUGAUAAUGAACCAAUACAGGAGGGUUUCACCAGUCCCUAAUGAUAAUGAACCAAUACAGGAGGGUUUCACCAGUCCCUAAUGAUAAUGAACCAAUACAGGAGGGUUUCACCAGUCCCUAAUGAUAAUGAACCAAUACAGGAGGAUUUCACCAGUCCCUAAUGAUAAUGAACCAAUACAGGAGGGUUUCACCAGUCCCUAAUGAUAAUGAACCAAUACAGGAGGGUUUCACCAGUCCCUAAUGAUAAUGAACCAAUACAGGAGGGUUUCACCAGUCCCUAAUGAUAAUGAACCACUCAAGAGGGUUUCACCAGUCCCUAAUGAUAAUGAACCAAUACAGGAGGGUUUCACCAGUCCCUAAUGAUAAUGAACCAAUACAACAGGUUUCACCAGUCCCUAAUGAUAAUGAACCAAUAGAGGAGGGUUUCACCAGUCCCUAAUGAUAAUGAACCAAUACAGGAGGGUUUCACCAGUCCCUAAUGAUAAUGAACCAAUACAGGAGGGUUUCACCAGUCCCUAAUGAUAAUGAACCAAUACAGGAGGGUUUCACCAGUCCCUAAUGAUAAUGAACCACUCAAGAGGGUUUCACCAGUCCCUAAUGAUAAUGAACCAAUACAGGAGGGUUUCACCAGUCCCUAAUGAUAAUGAACCAAUACAGGAGGGUUUCACCAGUCCCUAAUGAUAAUGAACCAAUACAGGAGGGUUCCACCAGUCCCUAAUGAUAAUGAACCAAUACAACAGGUUUCACCAGUCCCUAAUGAUAAUGAACCAAUACAGGAGGGUUUCACCAGUCCCUAAUGAUAAUGAACCAAUACAGGAGGGUUUCACCAGUCCCUAAUGAUAAUGAACCAAUACAACAGGUUUCACCAGUCCCUAAUGAUAAUGAACCAAUAGAGGAGGGUUUCACCAGUCCCUAAUGAUAAUGAACCAAUACAGGAGGGUUUCACCAGUCCCUAAUGAUAAUGAACCAAUACAACAGGUUUCACCAGUCCCUAAUGAUAAUGAACCAAUACAACAGGUUUCACCAGUCCCUAAUGAUAAUGAACCAAUAGAGGAGGGUUUCACCAGUCCCUAAUGAUAAUGAACCAAUACAGGAGGGUUUCACCAGUCCCUAAUGAUAAUGAACCAAUACAAGAGGGUUUCACCAGUCCCUAAUGAUAAUGAACCAAUACAGGAGGGUUUCACCAGUCCCUAAUGAUAAUGAACCAAUACAGGAGGGUUUCACCAGUCCCUAAUGAUAAUGAACCAAUACAGGAGGGUUUCACC